AUGAAGAUUGCCACUAUCCUCGAGUCCGAGGGCAAGAACUACAAGAUCAUCACCCCUUACGAUGGCCAGCGCAACCUCCUUGAGAAGACUCUGCGGGAUCAGGGUCUUGAGUGGGGUGAUAAGGUUUUCAAUGUAGACUCAUUUCAAGGAAAUGAGGAAGAUUACAUUAUUGUAUCACUGGUUCGAUCCAAUGCCCUAGGCUUCCUCAGCAGCCUCCGACGCACAAAUGUUAUGCUCACACGCUGCAAGCUAGGCAUGUAUGUUGUCUCUAGUUAUAACUUCCUUGUCUCCACCCGGUCCAAGAAGGCUGGCUUGGGUGCCUCUUCUCUGGCUGGCCAGAUGGCUGUAGCUCUACCAGAGGAUGCUUGGCUGUACCCAGAGUGUGGAGACCCUGGGGCUCCGAGAGGGUGCACUCACGGAGGCACGUGCGUCGACGCGGAGUGGUCGCCCAGUGGCGAGUCGACGCCGAGGAACACCGGCAAUCCUGGUGUUCUACUCAAGGCGUCUACGGUGGGCGGUCCUAGCCAGCCUACCGUUCUCGACUGUAGCGAGGCUCGCGUCGAGCGCAAGGCUUUCGUGGUGAGGAAUGAGGGAGAAAAAAAGGUGAUCAUUGAACUCGUGGUCGUGACUAUAAGUACAGUGCGUGACCUCGCGUGGCGCCCGGGUCACGGGGUCGCCACGCGCGGUUCGCGGAAACGAUUCGGUAAGUAG
Schizophyllum commune H4-8 is the source of this 711-nucleotide messenger RNA. RefSeq lists its product as uncharacterized. Lineage: Eukaryota; Fungi; Basidiomycota; Agaricomycetes; Agaricales; Schizophyllaceae. The record is from RefSeq and is a predicted model, not a curated record. Bases 1 to 711 code for a protein of 236 amino acids. The transcript is spliced from 2 exons.